Molecule: messenger RNA, 9840 nt
Organism: Porites evermanni
Lineage: Eukaryota; Metazoa; Cnidaria; Anthozoa; Scleractinia; Poritidae
Source: the annotation of a GenBank genome assembly
CUGGAAACGACACUUUGUGGGUUGAUGUUUUGGCUUGCGGGGUGAAAAAGUAUUGGCGUAAGUGGAAGGGGUGUAAACAUUUAAUCUGAGAAAUACCGAAGAUAUUCUAAUCAAGUCUUGUGAUAGGCUUUUUGGUCAUGAAUUGGUGCAUGUGAUAAUUAUAAGCGUGACGUUGUGAUUCGUUUUACGCUCGAAAAAGGCUUUCCUUUACCGGUGUCACACUGGCCUCAUUAGCUCGGUGCUUUUUACGUGAUUGAAAAUGAGAAACGUUUCUGUUAGUGAGCAGAUCUCACCUAAAUGGAAGUCUUUGAGGAGAAUCGAGGCGUUUGGAAAUUAUGAAGAUUUCUUUUAAUUGCAUAUGUAAACACUCUUAUCUGCGGACGACUUACCGGCGUUUUCAAGAUGGCGUCGCAGCCGGUUACAAAAUCACCCGAACCCGACCUCAACUUAGGAGACUACGGUGAUCUCCCUUUGCUUUUUCGGCACCUGAAACGAAUCCUCGUCGACAACACAGAAUAUUUCGAAAAAUACACAUCCAAGACAGUAUACAAGAGAUUUUACGAUAGCUUUAACUUGAUGCUGACAACCAUUGACGUGAUGAAAGAAAGCACCAUUUUACUUGCACGGACGGCUCCCUUGUAUGAUUACAGCGGCGAUGUUAAGGGAAAUGGAUAUCGGAGUUUGAUAAGACUUGUUGAACAGUGCAUCCGUUCUGUCACAGAGCUGGCCGCGUAUUGCCAAUCACAUCGAGAUAGGUUUUAUUUUCGUUCUCAUCACUAUAGCCUGGAAAUGGAGGCGUUUGCGAAUCUUUUUCACCGUACUUCAGAGUUAUUACAGUUUGCAAGAAUAGUCAUAGAGGACAGCGUCCCCGACAAUUUAUUCCCGGAGUGUUUUGACUCUAAAGUCAUGCUCGAAGUGGAGCAGUUGGAUAGAGAGUGCUUUUAUGGUAGAACUCUAGGAUUCCAGGUGAGUCGUGUUCAUGCUGUUACUACCCCUGCGGGGUACAUUGUAUAUAAAACCAGGACAAGCUCCGAGGAAAUUCCUGUGGAGGCUUCGUUGAACCUCUGUGUGGGUACCUGCAAAUGUCCAUUUCAUCACGCAUUUUCCGUGAAAUUGUCGCAUAUCAAGAAUUGCUUUACGUGGUAACAUUACUAGCAAGCUCAGUGCAACCUCAGCAACAACAGAAAUAAGAAAAUAAGAAAACAAAAACUCUGAAUGUACAAUACACUUUUUGGCAGGUUUCUUUGCAGUUGUUGCUUGGCUUACAUUGUCAAACUUGGCGAUCAUUGCUUUGAUCUCCAACAUCAUCUCUUUGAAAUUAUGAUGAUUUGGUCGUAACUUCAAUUUUGUUUAAAAAAAAAAACCAUACAGAGACUCUUAUUUGGUAUCCCUGCAUGAUGGAGUAUAAAUUUAUGACUUCCAAUCUAGAAUAGCCUACAUGGCGGGUAUUGAGAGUGGGGGCAUAUUAUGCGAGCUAUAGCCUGAUCAGUGGAUCUGGACCCAAAGGAUCACUUGCAUAAAUACUUCGGCCCCCACUCUGUAUUUCAGGCUUGCAGGCAAGAUUCAGUAACCGGUCAGGUUGCCCAAAAGUCAUCUUGUGUGAAGUUAUGUCACCUGAAACCAGAGUUAAGUUGCCCGAAAAACGGAUUCAUGUCACGCGAAUUUUAGCAGGUGAAGUGUGCGAAGAAGAAAAGCUAAUUUUUUUAAAUAAAGAGUGUGUGUUAAUAUAUCAUUCUUAAAACCAUAAUGGACAUAAUGAGAAGAAACAAGCGAUAUAACUGUAAAAUAUAUCUCACUCUUUAACUCACUCUUCAACCCUUGAAUAACAAGAAACAAGUGUGAUAAAUGAGUAAUAUGUCUCAUUCUAUAAUCUUCGAUGAGACAAAAGAAGCGCAGCAAAUGGUAAAAGGGAUGCUAGGAUAUUGUUGAGCAUGAUAAAAUUUUGAGCCACCGAACUCAGGAUUUUGGGUCACUGACUAAACAUUUUAGACGAUAUAACUCUGAUUUCAGGUAAAAUGACUUUUUAAAAUUUUUUUAAUUUCAUUUUUUAUUUUUUGGGGAAAAUGACUUUGGGGCGACUUGACCAUAAACCCUAGAUUCAGAAGGCAUGAUAGUACUCUUGUCCAAUAGCACAGAGCUUGUGGAGAGAUCCAUCAGUUUAGGGUGUUUUAAUAAAAAGUUACCCAAUGGGCGGGCAACAAUUUUAGAGAUAAGUGAAAAGGAGGGUUGAAAAACCUUCACCACUGCUUGGUGAUAGGCGUGAAUAUAAAAGAAAACAAAGUCAUUGUGCUAAACACAGUGUUUUGCCAAAAUUUGACAGUAAGAACUUGUGAAACCCCAAAAUUCUUAAGCGUUGAUGUUUUUGAAGAUAAGAAUAAAACUUCAAGGUGUUUAAUGGAGCAUUUCCCUGGUUUUUGUAGUGGAGUAACUUCUCCUAAAACCAAUGUUUACAACUUCAGAGGAAAACAAGACCAUUUUGUGAACCGAUCGGGAUUUCCUCUUGAGGAGAAUUUCACCAAAAAUGAAAGUUAAAUAAUUGGCUAAUGAUGAUCUGUUACAUGUAUUUGAGGCUCUGCCAUACAUCUCUCUUUGAUGUUGUUCCAACUCCUGAUGGCAGUGCACUAUCCUACAGGCAAAAAUAUGAGUUACUGAGUAAAUUGUCCACUGAAGGAGUCUGAGAAGGUGACUUUUUGAUCACCAGGGUCGGGUUGUUCAAAGCUGGGUUAAGAUAACCUAUGGUUAGUGCAAAAUUUUUAUUCAGAUAGGAAAGCUUAGAAAGCAAAUUCAGAUGAAACCUUUUUGUCUACACUUUUAUGAUUGGAUAAAGGAAAGAGAAAAUUAUUCAAGAAAAUGCUUUUGAACAAAAGAAAAAGACAACGGGAUUAACAUUUAACCCUGGGUUGGCACUUAUUGGUCUUCAAAACAACUGGGCACUGGCCUUUGUCACCCUCGGGAGUUGAUUUAGCUGGCUAACUUUAAAUUACUCACUUCUUUCUAGUUUUCUGUUGGCUUGCGAAAUUUCCUAUAUAUGGUCUGUGUUGCCAUGGCAUCAUUUGCUGAGGGUUAUCAUAAACACAAAACAAGCAGUGUGGCACUUGCUGCAAUAUCCUUCCUGAACAGUGGCAAGUACACAGUGAAUCCUGAGAUGAGAGCAAAGCAGAUAGUGGAUGUUACGCAGAAGACCAACAUGGAUUUUUGCAAAGCUUUUUGGAGUUUAACUGAGGGUUUUGGAAUCCAGGUUAGUCAUUAGACCUUUUAAGAAAAAUCUUAAGAAUACAGAGCAAUGGGGUAUGGCAAGGGGGCAGGUCUUUGGUUGCCUAUGUAAGGUGCAAAGAAAGUCAGUUUUACAGCUUGCCAUUCAGGCAUGCUGUAGCUAGUAUGUACUAGCUCGAGAGUCAUUUAAGCUUGCCCCCAAAACGUUUUUUGAUGAGCAGGAUUGAUUACAAUUCUUCUGUAAUUUGAAUUCCCAAAAACCUUCUAUUGCCUGUUGGGCAAGUUAAGAGCUGAAUAAAUUAUUCACUAGCGCGAUAGCAAAAUCCAAUAAUCCUGGGCCAUCAGACACAACUGUCUUUGUAGACUGCUAUCAUGAAUACUCUCUUGGUUAAAAAAACUUAGUCUAUACAAUGGCCAUCUUAGAAUCAGAGAUAUGUGGCCAUGGCAGAGAGGUAGUAUGUGGAUAUAACCUUUGUGAUGGACUCUAGAGAUCGCCAAAGAUAAGGGCAAGCGGUUAAGGACAAAUCUAAUAAACACUGAAGGCAAAAAGAAGCAACCUUGCUGUUAAUGAACCCCCCUAUAUACUCUCAGAGACUUCUUGUGUCCAAUUGUGCUGAAAUUCUUUUAUUAUGUUUUAGCAUGUUCCCUUGUUGGUUUCUUCAGCUAUGAAGGUGAACAGGGUAUUCUUUAUCCCGCCUGAGCCAUUUGAACUCAAACAGGCCAGUGGUGAGACAGUAACUAUUGCCCCACCCUGUUCAUGGUCAGGUCUGGCACCAGUUCAAGUGCGCCUGUUGUCAUCUGAGUGGCGGAAGGGUCAGGUACAGUAUGAUCUUAAUUUUAUUUUAAUCUCUUUCAUGGGCUUUUUAACAGCAGCAGGAAGUUAAGUGUGCCAUUUUAGAGGCUGCCUCUGUCUAUAAGGCCAUGCAACAAAACAGAAAGCUUUCCGUACUUAAAGAACCUCUUUGCAUCUGUGAUUUUGAGGUCAUCUAAGGGAACAGUCUUGUUAGUGAAGUUAGACAACUGGACAUCCUGUGAAAGUGAUUAUUAGGUUUUGUCAUAUUUUAAGUUGCUAAAUGAAUACUAGUACAUUUACAUUUUAAGUUAUAAAUAUUGAUGAAAGUACUUUAUGGAUAUUGUUUAUAUUUUCCAGAGUAAGGAUGGUACCACACACCAUGGACAAUCACCAAAACCAAAAAGUGAUGGUCUGUUGGUUCAUGUUCAUGGCGGCGGGUUUGUGGCCCAGUCAUCUAAAUCACAUGAGGUACAACACGUGCUAUAUUAAUCAAUGGUUCACACAGGCCUUUAAAAGUCCUUGAGAAAACACUUGGUCCCUGGAUGUCCUUGAAAACUCAAUACUUUUAACCCCAAAAGCCUUUGAAACUUAAUGAAGCCGCUGUAAAUAAAUUACACAGUGUUAAACCCUUCAGGUCUUAAUAGUGACCAACAUCAAUUUUCUCCUCACAACAUCAGCAGAUCAACAAGAGUAAAGGUUAUGAGAAUUACUAAAUUGAUUACCAAAGGGAGAAUGCUUUGAUCGUAAACCAAAUUCUCUCAACUAUUCUUAAAAGAAAUGUAUGGAGAUCAGUCUGGAGAAUUUGUUUGUGGAUCUUGGGGCUUUUAAAAGGGUUCAAACAGCCUUUCAUGGCCCUUCUCAGCCCUUCUUGGAGAGCUAAAUCCUACCCACAUUUCUGUAAUGAUUUGGGUGUUGACAAAAAAAUGGAUGCAAUCUGUUUCUUAAUAUUUUUCCCAUUGCGUUUGUCAUUACAGUGUACAUCACAGUUUAGAAGUUAUUUAAACUUAUGAUUGCACGAAAACCAAUAUAUCUAGGAAAAUGCAAAUUUGUUCUAAAAAAACUUGAAAUACCCGUACAUGUAUGUGAUCAGUGGUAUCCUAUUUUAUAAAGAAUGAAUGUUGGCCAAUACAAGUUCCAAAAUUAACUUAACAUCAAUGGUAACUUGAUAAAAGUUUUUGGUUGUCAAAUAGCAAAAAUAGUUGCAAAAUUUUAUUUUUUAACAAUAAGACAUGAAAAAAUUGAAUGCUUUGGACAUUAAUUUUUAUGUUCAUUUUCCUUAACUAUUAUCCUUAGCUAGUUUACAAAGAAGCUACAAUGUUGGCAGGAUGGCACAUAAGUUGAGUUUUAGCCAAAAACAAAUACGAUCUGAUCCUCCAAUGACUGUUUCAAAUACUGGACUGGAAACUUAUCCUACUGGCGACUUGACUAGCCCUGUAAUUCAUGUUGCUAUCUCUCAAUUUGUAGGCACAUUGACAAUCCACCACUUAGCCUGCAUGGCAGGCAUUCAAAGAUGAGCUGAAAGGGGAUUUUGGGCGUGGGAGAAAUGCCAGGGGUGCACGAGGAAGGAGGGACCUCCUUGCGCUCUGCUUGCAUUUCUCUUGUGCCAACAUCUGCCAUGCAAGCUACCAGCCGCUCGCAGUUGUGGACCCUGCAAUAUACAGAGUGUUUUUAUCUUUCAGAUGUAUCUUCGAUCCUGGGCCAAAGAACUGAGUGUGCCUAUCUUAUCUAUAGAUUAUUCACUCGCCCCUGAGGCGCCCUUCCCUCGGGCGUUGGAGGAGUGCUUCUUUGUUUAUGCUUGGUGUUUGAACAACUUCCAUCACCUUGGCACUAAUGGCAAGCGAGUAUGUGUAGCUGGAGAUUCUGCAGGUAGGACCAUUUGUUCCAGAGUUUAUCAUCACAGGGUUCAUAGAGUAACAUAUAUGUUCCCUUUUCAGUCCACUGGCCUUUGCAAAUCUCAUGUUGUUAGCUUCAGUUUUGCAAAGGGCAACAGUGAAUUGUAACCAUCUUCCACUUUUGUGGCAUUUAUUAACUGGUGGUAUGGCUACCAUGUUUGAAAUUGUAAAAACCGUAAUGGCUGCCCAAAUGUAGCUUGUGAAGAAAUUACUUUGUGAGUCGUACAAGAUUAAAACUCCAAAAGCACGUAGUCUUUUAGCUGGCUCAAGCACCAUUUUUUCUGUUUGUGUUCACUUGCAAUAAGUAGUGUCUUUUCUCAACACUGGUGCAAUGAGCCACAAAAAGUUUAGUGUAGGACGCUGACCUUGAGAGUCUGAAUGGGGUUUGCUGUUCAUUCAGUGUUAUUUGCCCUUUUUGUUUACCUUCUUGUUUUAGCUACAAAUGAUAUUAUCAAUUUAAAAUGUUAGAAAAAACUUAGCAUUUAAGUGUCUGGAAUUAAUAUUGUUGAAGUAAUGUGGGUAGCCUUGUCCUAAUCUUGAUUGCAUGAUCUUUGCCUAUCCCUUAGGUGGUAACUUGUCUGUAUCAUUGAGCUUGCGUGCAGCGGAAUAUGGCAUUCGAGUUCCCGACUCCAUUCUUGCUGCAUACUCACCAUUCAAUGUGCAGUGGGUACCUUCACCAUCUCGUCUCCUUAGCCUCAUGGACCCACUAUUACCCACCGGAGUACUUGGUGCAUGCUUAGCGGCCUACUCUGGCAUGGGAAAGUCACCAUUUGAUGACUGCACCAAGAAUUCGAUCAAAUCUCUAACUGGCAAGAGUAGUGAGCCUGUGAAUAUAUCUGAUAAAAGAAAGAAGACAAACUCCCUGUUACGUCUCCUCAGAGUGGGGUCUAGGGAUAGCAAGCACAGGGAAAACAGUUUUUUGGAAGCAAGCCCACAGGCAAGCGGCGAGAGUUUCCACAGCUGUUUAAGCUCACCACAGUCUAUAACUCGAAACAGUGAGAUCAUGUUUGAUCCAAAUGAAACUUCUGUUUGUCAUAGUAGCCCUAAGCACUUGCCGCAGUGUAAUGGAAUUCUGCAUUGUCAGGAGAAUUUCAACUCUGAAAUGCCCGAACACAAUGAAGACAGAGAGCAUGGUGGGGACAGUUCCUCUACUUCAUCGGAGCAUUCACAACAUCCACAGUCAAGAAAACACUCACAUGACAGUAUACCAAGCCAAUCAUUAAGCCCUCAGAGGAGUAAACAUGGCCGAGGGGAUGACUCAGAGCACAUAGCAGUGCACUACCAUAGUGACAUAGAGGAGUGCCAUGUGGUAAAUGUUGUAGAGUCAUCAGGUAGCCCCAGCAAAGAGCUCCUACUUUUUCCUGUGGAUGUACCUGAAGAUGAGCCCUACCUGGAGGUGGGGACACCACAGGAGGGGGACCAGGGAAAUGUUGUAGAGUCAUCAGGUAGCCCCAGCAAAGAGCUCCUACUUUUUCCUGUGGAUGUACCUGAAGAUGAGCCCUACCUGGAGGUGGGGACACCACCGGAGGGGGACCAGGGAGUGGAACACACAGAAGAUACUCAUGAUAGGACCACAUCUAUGUCCCAAGUGUCUUUGCCUAUUGCUAAGAAUCCUUAUAUGUCUCCUCUUCUGGCGUCUGAUGAAAUGCUGAGAAGUUUGCCUCCAAUUGAUUUAGUGGUAUGUUUCUUCGAUUUUACUGUGCCAUUGUGAUCGCCCCUUAGUCUUAGCAGCCACUUGUCCAAUCUUUAAUGAUGGACACUUAAGCCCCAAUAUCCACACAAAAAAACCAUACAGACCUAUUUCCAUGAGAGAAUUUGUUUAAGAUCAAAGCAUUUUCCCUAAGGGAUCAUUCCAUAGACCAAUUCGGCUAACUCAAUGUUGUACCCAAUUCAGAUCUCUCGGGGUUAAGAUUCUUUGUGCACUGUAUUUGGAUUAUAAGGUGGCAUUCACAUUUAAAUGAUAUGGAAAUUCCUGAAACAAAAAGUUUUAUUCCCAAUGGGUUUGAAUUGGGUACAACAUUGAGUUAGCCAAAUUGGUCUAUUCCACCUUUUCUUUUCAUAUGUAUUAAUGUUAUUAGGAGAACAUUGAUGUUGGUCACUCUUGAAACUCAAGAGUUAAUAGUCAGAGGUUUGACUGUAUUUUUUUCCACUACAGGCGUGUUCAUUGGAUCCCAUCUUGGAUGACUCAGUUGAGUUUGCACGAAGGCUUCGCUCCUUGGAAAAGGAUGUGGAACUUUACAUCUUAGAAGAUUUACCUCAUGGAUUUCUGAGCUUUCAUCUUGUCAGCCAAGAUUCUAGGGAGGGAAAUGAACUAUGUAUCGUCUGCUUAAAGAGAAGUUUAUCUGGAAAGCGAAAAGGAACUGUGGAAAAGCCCCCAGUGUACUAAGUGUUUAAGGUAAUGGUAAACUGCAUCAAAGGGCUUUUGCCUGGUAAAACACGUUGUCUUUAGUUAUUUUUCUUAAGGAGAAUCGCAGGACAUUCCAGAAUUAUAAGGAAAACAUUCUCCCACACUUGGAGUUUAAUGUAUGCAGGUCAAAGCAGCCACACUCAAGUUUGUUUCAUUCAGUUCUAGCAAUGCACAGAGCAUCUUUUUCGCAACAAAUGUUAUGGCUGCUCUUUUGAUUGGCUGCAUUAUCAUGAGGCUAAGAAACCGAAAACCUUCAUGUACAAGCAGUAAUCUUGGAAAGAAGCAGCCACUCUCUCUGACAGGCACUUUUAUUUUUUCCUGAGGUUUAAGGCUGCAUUCACUCACCAACAGACAUGCAAUUUCAUAAUUUUUUUGGAGGGGGGAGUUCAAGGCCUUAUCCCAUAGGAAGAAGGCUCGUUAUAACUGUAGUAAAAAGAAGGGGCACUUUCCAUUCAAGCAAAACAUCUGGUUUAAAUUUUCUGCAACUUCCAGUAGCGAACAGAACAGUAUUUUCCAAAAUUUCUGACAAAGAGGACAACCUUGUGAGGUAUACCAAAAUUUUCAAAAUUUUUUUUUCUUGGAAGUUUUCUUUCCACUCAGCUUGGCUCCCAGAAUUUCUAACCGUUUUAGUUGAAUGGUUCACAUUUCGGAAAUUCAACAGUUUUUGCAAUUUCUGGAAAUUUUCUGUACUAUUUGUUGCUGUUUCCAAAUUUUUGAAAGUUUUGAUUGAAUGUAAAGCACCAUAAGUGUUAAAAAUUAUUUGAGCAAAAUCCUGUAAGGUGGGAUUCAAAACAUGCAGUUGUAAGCCAGGGGAGAAAGACAACUAAAUAAUAAUGAAAGAGGCAAAGUACAUGUAGUUUAGGAUCAGAGAGGACAGCAGCUUUUGACAGGUAUUCUUGUUUCACCUUUACAGCCAAAAGCACUUUCAUGAAUGGAUUAAAGCAGUCCCCCAUGGUAAAUUUCACAAGCUACUUAGGCUAAUAGCAAAGUUAUUUGCGUUAGCAUGGACAUUUUACACAAUUUUCUUAACCUCCAAGACUGGGAGUUGUACAUUUCAUACCAAAUGUCCUUCUUAAUCUGGCACUGCUUAUCCUUGAAAGUCCUACAAGAUUUCAUGUUUUUUGAGGAAUAUUAUAGCAAUGAGCAAUGACAUGCUUGAGCAAUGAGCAAUGACCAUGAGUUUCAGAAGAUCUAGAAUAAUGAAUUUUGCAUAUCAGUACCCCUUGCAGGCAAGGAUUGCUUCACUGACUUAUACAGUGAAAUUUUAGCAUCAAUUUUUCAAACCUUAUUUUGUAUUCUGCACACUGUUGUUAGAAAUAUUUUUCCCCCGUUAAUGCAAUACUAUCAAAUUUUGGGGUGAGAGGUGGUAUUUUUUCUAUGGAUUUAUCUUUGGGUUGCUACUGUACAAAUUUGGGUCAAGUACACUUUUAUUUAAUGAUACAAAGUGAAUGUAAACAAGUAUGCGAAGUUUUUGUGUUUGAAAUGCUGAAAUGACUUUAUUAAUUUAAUGCUUAAUGGAACUAUACAUUGCAAAC